AGGUGUUGCGCCCUGUUCUGCCUUCCGGGCAGGGAGAGGUACUCAGGGUAUCUGUGCCUUAUGCCGUGAAAUGAUUGACAAGUACCCAGGAAGUUUCUAGUCCACUGGAUGAUUGUAAGACUCACACUAUCGCUAAGAAGAUUCAAGACAAGAGAGAAAAUAAAGUUAAAGAUUAAGCUUAUGACCUUGACAAAGGUCAAAAGGUUUGGUGAAAGAUUUAUGGGACUAAUACCAGUAAAUGUAAACCUUCAACACGGUGUAAAGUGGCAAGAAAGUCUUCCGAGAGAAGAAGGAAUGCCUGUUCGGUCCUGAAUCAGUGGAUGGAGACCAAACCUCUCAGCAAGGCAAAGAGCAAAGUCAGCCUCAUAAGCAAAUGGAUAACCAGUUCCCUUCCAGGAAAGGUCUAUGUUUCUGUUCCUUCCGAUAUGUCUUGGCACUCUUUAUGCAUUCUUGUAACAUCAUAAUAAUUGCACAGCGCAUGUGUCUAAGCCUCACAAUGGUAGCCAUGGUGAACAGCACGAAUCCACAUGGCUCGCCCAACACCUCCACAGAGAAGCGCCUGGAUAAUACAAAGAACCCCGUCUAUAAUUGGAGCCCUGAUAUCCAGGGUAUCAUCUUUAGCUCCAUCUUCUAUGGCGCUUUUAUCAUUCAGAUUCCUGUUGGAUACAUCUCUGGAAUAUACUCUAUAAAGAAAAUGAUUGGCUUUGCAUUAUUUCUGAGUUCUCUGUUCAGCAUAUUGAUCCCGCUAGCUGCUGCAGUCGGAGAAACUUGGAUCAUUGCAUGUAGAGUAGUCCAAGGAAUAACUCAGGGGACAGUCACAACAGCCCAGCAUGAGAUAUGGGUCAAAUGGGCUCCUCCCCUGGAGCGAGGCCGCCUUACCUCUAUGAGUCUAUCAGGGUUUCUGCUGGGUCCGUUCAUCGUCCUGCUUGUAACGGGUAUCAUCUGUGAAUCUCUGGGCUGGCCCAUGGUCUUCUACAUUUUUGGUGCUUGUGGCUGUGCUCUGUGUCUUCUCUGGUGCGUUCUGUUUUAUGAUGAUCCCAAAGACCACCCAUGCGUGAGCCUGCAUGAGAAGGAAUACAUCACGUCCUCCCUCAUCCACCAGGGCAGCUCAACAAGACAAUCUCUGCCCAUCAAGGCUAUGGUUAAGUCUCUUCCACUCUGGGCUGUUUCUGUCUGCUGUUUUGCUUAUUUAUGGACAUACAGCAUGUUGAUUGUAUACACCCCAACGUUGAUCAACUUCAUGCUUCAUGUUGACAUAAGAGAGAACGGGCUGCUGUCCAGCCUCCCCUACUUGUUUGCCUGGAUCUGUGGUGUCAUAGCAGGUCACACAGCAGACUUCCUCUGGUCCAGGAACAUGCUCAGCCUAACUGCCAUUCGAAAACUCUUCACGGCAAUAGGACUUCUCUUGCCUACAGUCUUCAGCAUGUGCCUGCUCUAUCUGAGUUCUGGCUUCUACAGCACCAUCAUUUUUCUCAUACUUGCUAAUGCAAGCAGCAGCUUCUGUUUUGGUGGAGUACUUAUCAAUGCCUUGGAUCUUGCUCCCAGGUAUUAUGUAUUUCUUAAAGGAGUUACAACUUUAAUUGGGAUGACAGGAGGAAUGAUUUCUUCCACCGUGGCUGGAUUAUUCCUUAAUCAGGAUCCAGAAUCUUCCUGGUUUAAAAUCUUCCUCCUGAUGUCCAUCAUUAAUGUGAUAAGCGUGAUUUUCUACCUUAUAUUUGCUCAAGCAGAAAUUCAGGACUGGGCUAAGGAAAAACAACAUACACGGCUCUGAAGUGGAAAAACAAAGGGAGCAGGCGAGCUGAGUAAAUGUAGACAAGCAGGAUACACACUCCUGUGCCAACCAACAGAGAAUGCUUCACAGCAGAGGGGAGAAGGCACAGGAGGAGAAUUAAAGGAUCUCAGCCAGAGGGGAUGAAGUCCAAGCACCAGAGCAGGGGCUGGCCUGGGAUGCAGACCUGGGCUUCUUCAUAAUGAGCUGAGAGAAGGUAGGGUUCAUGUAGUGGGUAAGCACCUACGGUGGCAUUUUAUCUGUAAUAUAAGCCAUGAGGUUUUCACUUAACAGGGAGGAGGUGGAAGAGAAGGAAAUGAAGAAUAUACAUGGGAACUAGGGUAAAUUACCGCCAUGAUUACCCACCUACAAAAUCCAAGUGGGUUGACUAGAAAAUCAUAGCAAUAAGUGAAUACAAUAAGUUUCCUGGAUAACCUAUUAAUUAAAGAAAUAGAUUUUUUUUAUCUUAAGGAAAAAUAACCAGUUAGAAAUUUUACUGAUAGAAAUGAUCCAAAUGAUACUUAGAGAAAAAUUCGCUAGUAUUGCUCAAAAAUUAAACCACUCAGGCCGGCGCCGUGGCUUAACAGGCUAAUCUUCCGCCUUGCGGCGCCGGCACCCCGGGUUCUAGCCCCGGUUGGGGCGCCGGAUUCUAUCCCGGUUGCCCCUCUUCCAGGCCAGCUCUCUGCUAUGGCCCGGGAAGGCAGUGGAGGAUGGCCCAAGUGCUUGGGCCCUGCACCCGCAUGGGAGACCAGGAGGAAGCACCUGGCUCCUGGCUUCGGAUCAGCGAGAUGCGCCGGCCGCAGCGGCCAUUGGAGGG
This is a messenger RNA of Lepus europaeus (European hare), 2585 nucleotides long. RefSeq names its product solute carrier family 17 member 1 (gene SLC17A1). Gene Ontology annotation, cellular component: membrane. The transcript has 13 exons. NCBI's taxonomy places the organism in Eukaryota, Metazoa, Chordata, Mammalia, Lagomorpha, Leporidae. Gene Ontology annotation, biological process: phosphate ion transmembrane transport; monoatomic anion transport. Bases 374 to 1771 code for a protein of 465 amino acids. The record is from RefSeq and is a predicted model, not a curated record.